UCCUACGAGGAGAGCCGGCGGGCAUCGUCUUCUUCCUUCACCUUUCACGUUGCUGCGAGCAGAGCCGCCAUGGGAGGAACCGGAAGAGCAGUGCUCACACUCACUCUCUCCUCCAACCUUCUCACUCUUUCUCGCCUCUCUUCCACAACCAAGCGCCUCACCAACCUUCCCACGACCGCCCGGCUGUUCCCGCCGCCUUUCAGAACGCUAUGCUCCGCCCCAGUAGCCGCUGCCACCACCACCUCCGAACCCGAGCCGUCCCUUCAGCCCCUGAAGCACUCGAUGCUGCUGGAGAGGCUGAGGACGAGAACCCUCAAGGACUCUUCCCCUAAAACCCCACAGCCCAAAACCCGAGAAAGCAGCAGAAGCGGCAAUAUCGACCCCUCGCUGGAAGCACUCAGUAGCUCGGAAAAAGCAAACAAGAAGGGGAAGGGGAAGCUUGUGGGGAGCUUCGAGGAGCUCGGGGUGAGCGAAGAGGUGAUGGGGGCGGUGAGAGAGAUGGGGAUUGAGGUCCCUACUGAGAUUCAGUGCAUUGGCAUCCCUUCAGUCCUGGAGGGCAAGAGUUUGGUGUUGGGCUCUCACACUGGCUCUGGCAAAACCUUAGCUUACCUUCUUCCUCUCGUUCAGUUGUUGAGGAGAGAUGAGGUAAUGUAUGGAAUGCUCAUGAAGCCUAGGAGACCUCGAGCUAUUGUGCUCUGCCCCACAAGGGAGCUCUCUGAGCAGGUGUUCCGAGUGGCCAAGUCUAUUAGUCAUCAUGCACGAUUCAGAUCUACUAUGGUUAGUGGUGGAGGUCGAAUUAGACCCCAAGAAGAUUCACUGAACAAUCCUGUGGAUUUGGUAGUCGGGACUCCAGGUAGGGUUCUUCAACAUAUCGAGGAGGGCAACAUGGUCUAUGGUGAUAUUAAAUAUGUGGUAUUGGAUGAGGCAGACACAAUGUUCGAUCGUGGGUUUGGACCUGACAUUCGCAAAUUUCUCAGCCCCCUGAAAAAUCGACUAUUGAAACCUGAUGCCAAGGGAUUUCAGACUGUUCUUGUCACUGCGACAAUGACAAAGGCUGUGGAGAAGCUAGUCGAUGAAGAGUUUCAGGGAAUUGUGCAUUUGCGAACAUCCUCCAUACACAAGAAAGUUGCAACUGCUCGUCACGAUUUCAUCAAACUCUCUGGCUCCGAAAACAAGCUUGAAUCGUUGCUACAGGUACUUGAGCCUAGCUUGGCUAAGGGAAAUAAGGUUAUGGUGUUCUGUAACACUCUGAACUCUAGUCGGGCUGUGGAUCACUUCCUCAGUGAGAAUCAAAUAUCGACAGUCAAUUACCAUGGAGAAGUCCCUGCUGAGCAGAGGGUUGAAAAUCUCGAGAAGUUCAAAAAAGAAGAGGGUGAUUGCCCAACCUUGGUCUGCACAGACUUGGCUGCUCGAGGACUGGACUUGGAUGUUGAUCAUGUUAUCAUGUUCGAUUUUCCCCUUAACUCUAUUGACUACCUCCAUCGAACUGGAAGAACAGCUCGAAUGGGCGCUAAAGGGAAAGUAACAAGCUUAGUUGCAAAGAAGGACCUCCUACUGGCCACUCGAAUUGAAGAGGCAAUGAGGAAGAACGAGAGCCUAGAAGCUCUAAGCACAGACAGCAUCCACCGAGACAUAGCUAGGGCAAAGAUAAGCGAGCAGAAGAAUUCAAAUGCUACAAAGGCGAGCAAAGUUGCAGAUUCAAAAAAGAAGGUCAAUGCCAAAGCAGCAACAGCAUCAACAUCAAGAUCUUCUAAUUCUCGUGCCAAGGUGGCAACCUCGAGACCCCCUGGAAAAAAAUCAGUGCGCACAAAACCUGUAAAAGCAUCAGGACUUGCUAAACCUGCGAAGACUGUUAGGGUCUCAAAGGUUGUCAAGUCUAGUAAUGGUGGGAAAUCUGCCAAAUUGUCUUCCCCGAGCAAAGUUACUAAACUGCGUGUUGUAGGGUUUAGGGGCCGGAACUCUUCGUCUAGCAAGAGGGAUGUUGGUGCUUAGCUUAUCUGUCUUUAGCUAUGACUUAUGGGCUCGGGUCAGAUUUAGUUUCUCAUGUCAUGUAAGUCUUAUAUCAUAUAGUUUUCUCUCAUGGUAUGGCUUCAAAACUUUUACUUGUGUUUUA
Messenger RNA from Punica granatum (pomegranate), 2113 nucleotides. The record is from RefSeq and is a predicted model, not a curated record. Lineage: Eukaryota; Viridiplantae; Streptophyta; Magnoliopsida; Myrtales; Lythraceae.